Messenger RNA from Pseudozyma flocculosa PF-1, 3219 nucleotides. RefSeq lists its product as uncharacterized. The record is from RefSeq and is a predicted model, not a curated record. Gene Ontology annotation, molecular function: actin filament binding; clathrin light chain binding; phosphatidylinositol-3,5-bisphosphate binding. Gene Ontology annotation, cellular component: clathrin-coated vesicle; actin cortical patch. Bases 1 to 3219 code for a protein of 1072 amino acids. The transcript has 3 exons. Lineage: Eukaryota; Fungi; Basidiomycota; Ustilaginomycetes; Ustilaginales; Ustilaginaceae. Gene Ontology annotation, biological process: actin filament organization; endocytosis; clathrin coat assembly.
AUGCUGAUUGCGCCAAUCUCCUUGCCCCCUGACUUCUCCUUCACCUCGGUGGUCAGGCCACGAUUCGAGGACCACCUGCCAACGCGGCCGGUGGACCGCGACAAGGCCGAGUCGGAGCUCUCGCUCAACAUCAAAAAGGCCACCAACCCAGACGAGACGGCGCCCAAGCAGAAGCAUGUCCGGAAAUGCAUCGUCUAUACGUGGGACUACCACACGUCGCAGUCGAUCUGGACGGGCCUGCGGGUGCAGCCGAUCCUGAGCGACGAGGUGCAGACGUUCAAGGCGCUCAUCCUCGUCCACAAGGUGCUCCAGGAGGGCCACCAGUGCGCGCUCAAAGAGGCCCAGGCCCAGAUGGGCUGGUUCGAGACGUGCGCCCGCACCGUCGGCGCCGACAGCAUGAAGGGCUACGCCGCCCUCAUCCGCGCCUAUGUCAACUUCAUCCUCGCCAAGCUCCGCUUCCACCGCCACCACAAGGAGUUCAACGGCCUCUUUGAGUACGAGGAGUACAUCUCGCUCAAGAACAUCGACAACCCCGACGAGGGCUACGAGACCAUCAUGGACCUCAUGAACCUCCAGGACCAGAUCGAGUCGUUCCAGAAGCUCGUCUUUGCCCACUUCCGCGGCUCGGCCAACAACGAGUGCCGCAUCUCGUCGCUGGUGCCGCUCGUCAAGGAGAGCUACGGCAUCUACAAGUUCCUCACCUCGAUGCUGCGAGCCAUGCACCGCCGCACCGACGCCAGCGACGCCCUCGAGCCGCUGCGCGGACGCUACAACAGCCAGCACUACAGCCUCCGCAAGUUCUACUACGAGUGCGCCAACCUCAAGUUCCUCACCAGCCUCAUCAACGUGCCCAAGCUCAACCACGACCCUCCCAACCUGUUUGACCUGCCCGACGAGGGCCCGUUGCUGCCGCCGCGCCAGACGCCCAAGGCGCCUUCGCCGGCGCCUGCGGGCCCGUCGCAGGCCGAGAUCGAUGAGCAGGCGCGGCUGCUCAAGCAGUACGAGGACAAGCAGGCGGCGCUCAAGGCGCAGGAGGAGGCCGAACGGCAGCGGCAGGCCGACCUGGCGGCGCAGCAGCAGCGCGAAUUUGAGGAGCAGCAGCGCCUCCAGGCCGAGCAGCAGCGGCAGGCCCAGGAGCAGCUGAUGCGGGCCCAGAUGGACCAGAUGCAGGGCGGCCGCCUCGCCGAGCUCGAGCGCGAGAUCCUGGCGAUGCGCGGCCAGUACGAGCGCGACCAGCUGAUGCUCGAGCAGUACGACCGGCGCGUCAAGGCGCUCGAGAACGAGCUCGGCAGCAUCGGCCAGAAUGUCGGCGCGCAGAUGGCGGGCAAGGACGAGCUGAUCAAGCAGCUGCAGGACCAGGUGACGCUGUGGCGCAACAAGUACGAGGCGCUGGCCAAGCUCUACAGCCAGCUGCGCACCGAGCACCUCGAGAUGCUCGCCAAGUACAAGCAGAUGCAGAUCAAGGCGGGGAGCGCGCAGGAGGCGGUCGACAAGAUGGAGCGGAUGGAGCGCGACGUCAAGGCCAAGAACCUCGAGCUGGCCGACAUGAUCCGCGAGCGCGACCGGGCGCGGUUCGACCUGGACCGGAUCAAGGCCAGCCAGAAGGAGGAAAUGGACCGCCUCAAGCGCGACCUCAUGUUUGCCAACGAGCGCGCCGAGGACGCCACGCGCGCCAAGAGCUCCGAGCUGUCGGGCAUGAUGGGCACGCUCAACCGCCAGAUUUCCGAGCUCGAGGAGGCGCUGCGCGAGAAGCGCGACCGCGCCGACCAGCUGCUCCACCAGCUCGACGCCAAGGACGACGAGAUCGCCCGGCUGCGCGAGGAAAAGGACGCCGAGCUGGCCAUCAUGCAGGAGGGCAUGGACGCCACCAUCAAGCAGAUGAGCGACCUGCAGCUCAACCAGGGCGUCACCGACGAGGCCGUCAACGCCCAGAUCGACACCCUGAUCCUCGACAAUACCAAGAAGCUCAACGCCAUCAUCGACUCGAUCCUCCAGGCGUGCGUGGAAAAGGUCGACGACGCCAUCUACGAGCUCGAGUCGCCGGCCCAGUCGGGCAACACGACGGCCACGCCCGAGUAUGUGCUGUCGAUGAUCGAAAAGGGCUCGACCGAGUCCAACGAGUUUGCCACCGUCUUCAGCCUCUACCUCUCGGGCGAGGCCGGCGGCGAGCACGUCGAGGUCAUCAAGCGCGCCAACCAGUUUGCCCAGACCAUCAGCGACACGCUGCUCAGCGUCAAGGGCAUCACCCGCCUCGCCCAGAGCGACGACGCCCAGGACCGCCUGGUGCGCACGGGCCGCGAGGCGGGCGACGUGCUGCUGCGCUUCUUUGCCAACCUGCAGUCGUACCGCCUGGCCGGCAUCGCGCCCGCCUCGCGCCGCGACGCCGUGGCGCGCCAGAACAUGGAGGCGCGCACGGCGCUCGGCAACCUCAACACCGUCGUCGAGGGCAUGGUCAAGGCGGGCAACUCGAUGCUCAAGAACGCCAACGGCGACAUUGGCGACAUUGUCGAGCGCGAGAUGCUCAGCGCCGCGUCGGCCAUUGACGCGGCGACGCAGAAGCUGCAGGCGCUCCUGUCGCGCCCGCGGGACAGCUCCAGGUUCAGCGCCGUCGACCUGCAGGUGCACGACGCCAUCCUCGAGGCGUCGCUCGCCAUUACCAAGGCCAUCGCCGGCCUCAUCCGCGCCGCCACCGACAGCCAGCAGGAGAUUGUGGCAAAGGGGCGCGGCAGCUCGACCAACCAGCAGUUCUACAAGAAGAACAACCGCUGGACCGAGGGCCUCAUCUCGGCGGCGCGCGCCGUGGCGUUCGCCACGACGAUGCUCAUCGAGGCCGCCGACGGCGUCAUCAGCGGCACGCACAGCCUCGAGCAGCUCAUUGUCGCCUCCAACGAGGUGAGCGCCGCCACGGCCCAGGUCGUCGCCGCGUCGCGCGUCAAGGCCGAGUUCAUGAGCAAGACCCAGGACCGCCUCGAGCGCGCCGCCAAGGCCGUCACUGAGGCGUGCCGCGCCCUCGUCAAGCAGGUCAAGACGAUCACCGACAAGCAGUCCAACGGCGCCGCCGACGCAGACUACUCGACCAUGGCCGUGCACGAAUUCAAGGUCAAGGAGAUGGAGCAGCAGGUCGAGGUGCUCAAGCUGGAAAAGGAGCUCACCCAGGCCAGAAGGGUGCUGGGCGCCAUGCGGCGCGCCGGCUACCACGCUACCGAGGACGACGACUGA